Molecule: messenger RNA, 13061 nt
Organism: Monodelphis domestica (gray short-tailed opossum)
Lineage: Eukaryota; Metazoa; Chordata; Mammalia; Didelphimorphia; Didelphidae
Gene: SLC24A2
Product: solute carrier family 24 member 2
Biological process (GO): calcium ion transmembrane transport; long-term synaptic depression; intracellular calcium ion homeostasis
Cellular component (GO): plasma membrane
Molecular function (GO): calcium channel activity; calcium, potassium:sodium antiporter activity
Source: RefSeq, a predicted model, not a curated record
AGCUUCCAAUCCCCGGUGAGUGGAACAGAGGGAUGGAGAAGCAUUCAGAAGGGAAAGGCAGCUACAGCACCGCUGAACCCAGCAUAUAGGAGAGAGGGAGGGGCCAGAGGGGGAGGAGGGAGCAGCUUGACCAGGGUGCAGCACUGGUUGCAGCUCCCGCUGGUCAAUUUCAUCCAGAAGCUUGUCCUGGGGCUGAGAAAGAGACGCCUGUUUGGGAGAACCUGUGCAUUUGCGGCCAGUCCUCUGGAAGACGAAUGGAAUAAGUGGGAGGUGGAGAAGAGGGAGGGAGGGAGAGAGAGAAGGACAGAGGGAGAGGGACAGAGAGUGAGAGAGAGCGAGAGAGAGAGAGAGAGAGAGAGAGAGAGAGAGAGAGAGAGAGAGAGAGAGAGGGAGGGAGGGAGGGAGGAAGAGAGGGAGGGAGAGGAGAGAGAGGCUAGGAGAGAGAGAGAGAGAGAGAGAGAGAGAGAGAGAGAGAGAGAGAGAGAGAGAGAGAGAGAGAGAGAGAGAGAGAGAGAGAGAGAGAGAGAGAGAGAGAGGUGAAGGACGAUUCUAGAGGAAAGCAAACGAUAACCGUGGCUUUUGGAACUAGAGCGAGCCCUAGUGCGGGUGUAAAUGAAGAGUGACUUUCAUGUGAAAUAAAAAAAAUCACUUGAUUGUAGAAGAACACUGCAUGCACCGUUUUUAACCUAAAAAAUAUCAGGAAAAAGUAUGAAAGAGCAAUCUGAUUGAUUCUCAAACCUGAAAAUCACCAUACCUACUAGAAGACACAGAAUGGCCCUGCAUCAAACCAUCGCCACUAGAUUUCUUGAAGAAUGGUGCUUGGAUAAAUCACUGUCUGGCUGCAGGAAGCACCAGAAUGUCUGGAAAAAAAUGAGACAAAUACGCAUUGUAGGGCUCUUCAUGGGUAUAAUGGCCAUUUGCACAUUCUCACUUUCAACUAGUGCCUUUUUCAAGAUAGAGACACAAAGCACAGAUCAGGCCAACAGUUUAGGUCAUCCGGAGUUAAUGUCUGGAUACCAUCAAAGAACUCUGUUAGACUUCAAGGAGAAGGUUCAGGAUGGUACUCCAGAGCCACUUCCUAUAAAAUAUGAAAAUGAAACUGAACAUGCUCAAGGAGACUAUCCAAAAGACUUCUUUUCCCUUCAGGAGCGAAGAAGAGGUGCAAUAAUUCUUCAUGUCCUUGGAAUGAUCUACAUGUUCAUUGCCUUAGCCAUAGUCUGUGACGAAUUCUUUGUUCCUUCUCUGACUGUCAUCACUGAAAAGUUGUCCAUUUCUGAUGAUGUAGCUGGAGCAACCUUCAUGGCUGCUGGAGGCUCAGCUCCAGAACUUUUUACAUCUCUGAUAGGAGUCUUCAUAGCUCAUAGCAAUGUUGGCAUUGGCACAAUAGUGGGCUCAGCAGUAUUCAAUAUCCUGUUUGUCAUUGGGAUGUGUGCGCUGUUUUCAAGAGAAAUCCUAUACCUUACCUGGUGGCCACUCUUUAGGGAUGUCUCAUUUUAUAUUGUUGACUUGAUCAUGCUCAUAAUUUUUUUUCUGGAUAAUCUCAUCACCUGGUGGGAGAGCUUGUUGCUGUUGACAGCUUAUAUUCUCUAUGUGACUUUCAUGAAAUUCAACGUUCAGGUGGAAGCAUGGGUGAAGCAACUGCUUAAUAGAAACAAAGUUGUGAAAGUAACUGCAGCCACACCAGCAGCAGCAACAACAGCAACAGCAACAGCAGCAGCAGCAACAGCAGCAACAGCAGCAGCAGAGACUGAUGCAAAGUCACCUACUGCCAUGGACAAGGAUGAACAAACUCUAACGACUAAGCCACGGCUCCAGAGAGGUGGUAGCUCUGCAUCUCUGCAUAAUAGUCUGAUGAGGAACAGCAUCUUCCAGCUCAUGAUUCAUACCCUUGACCCACUUGCUGAAGAGCUUGGAUCAUAUGGAAAACUAAAAUAUUAUGACACAAUGACUGAGGAAGGACGCUUCAGAGAAAAGGCUUCAAUUCUGCACAAGAUUGCCAAGAAAAAGUGCCAGGUGGAUGAUAAUGAAAGGCAUAAUGGGACUGCCAACCAUGUGGAAAAAAUAGAACUCCCAAACAGUACCAGUGUUGAAGUGGAAGUAACACCACGCAAUGAAGGUUUAGGACCUGUGCAAAAUGGAAAUCUUUCCCAUGGGACUGAAUCAACAGAAAUACAGACUUCAGAUACAGGUGAAGAGGAAGAUGACCAGCCACUCAGCUUGUCCUGGCCUACCAGUGUCCGCAAACAAAUCACCUUCCUGAUCGUUCUUCCCAUUGUGUUUCCAUUAUGGAUAACCCUUCCUGAUGUCCGGAAACCUUCCUCAAAGAAGUUUUUUCCCAUCACAUUCUUUGGAGCCAUCGCCUGGAUAGCCAUUUUCUCUUACUUAAUGGUCUGGUGGGCACAUCAGGUUGGAGAAACAAUUGGUAUUAGUGAAGAAAUUAUGGGCCUCACCAUCUUGGCUGCUGGGACUUCUAUCCCUGACCUCAUUACCAGUGUCAUAGUGGCACGGAAGGGACUUGGGGAUAUGGCAGUGUCCAGCUCUGUUGGGAGCAACAUCUUUGACAUCACAGUGGGACUCCCACUGCCCUGGCUCUUAUAUGCCACUAUUCACAGAUUCCAGCCAGUGACGGUCAGCAGCAAUGGUCUCUUCUGUGCCAUCGUUCUCCUCUUCAUCAUGCUGCUCUUUGUCAUCAUCUCCAUCGCUCUCUGCAAAUGGAGGAUGAACAAAAUCCUGGGAUUUACCAUGUUUGGUCUGUACUUUGGAUUCCUGGUAGUCAGUGUCCUCCUAGAGGACAGAAUUAUCAUGUGCCCUGUCUCAAUAUAGCUGGAAAAGCCAUUUCUUAAAUAAAUAAUUGAGACAGCAACAGAAGGUCCCCUAUCCCUAUCCUCUCUCAGCCCAGAUCCUCUAACCCCCUAAAGAAGAGGCAGCUAGCACACAGUCCUAUAUUUUUGUAAAGCUUAUCUCCUUGGCUUAAGGAGGGAUGAAUUCCAAGUUCACUUCAUGUGCUGCUGCCAACGUCAUUGACUGUUACAGCCACACAGAAGAGACAAGGGUGGUCAUUUGUGGCCACUCUCCACUCGCCACUGACAGGUAGUACUCCUCGCUGGUCGGAGGUACAUAAAGUUAUAACAACAUGAGCUAUAAUGUCAGCUAUAUGUAUACAUAUAUACAUAUAUAUAUAUAUACAUAUACAAACCAACUGUUUCUAUGUAUUGCACCUCUCUUUCCAUACAUAUAUAUUAAUGUAUGCUUAUAUACACACAAAGGAAGAAGAAAUAUAUAUAUAUAUACGUAUAAAUAUGUAUCAUUUCAGGGAUAGCUCUAGUAUCUGUUUAGUACCUAUUUGAGGAGAGGUACCACCUUUCAGUCUGGCUUUGUUGGAAAGCAUCAUCCAGUAGAAUUAGGGCUGGACAAAGGAAGGAUUGCCUUCCCUAGAACCAGACUCUUGAAAUGGAAAGGUUUUGGAAACUUGGAAUUGCUCAGUGGAGAGCACCGAUGUUGUAUUUCAUAAAGAUUGCACCACCCUGUAGGUGCCCCCCAAAGCUCCUACAAACUGGACUGAGAAGUCAGAAAAGCCAGUCUGCAUGGGCAGUGAGUCUGGAACCCACAAGGUUCCUCAGACCACUUAGCUGUAAAACCCAAACCAACCUUUCGGAGAGGGGAAUGAAAAGGAAGGUUCUCCUCAUAUCACUCCAGCAUGCAAGUAGACUAUAUGACUGCUAAAUCAACUAGCUUUAUUCCUAAAACAGCAAGACUAUAUAAACUGUACCCCUGUCGUUCUAAUGCUCCUGCCAUCAUUAUCAUCAUGAAAAGAAAAAAAAUAUAUUUGAGCUGUGAUUGUUAUCUCGACCACUUUUCUGGUACCCUCAGAUCUCUACCUAGUUUCAAGAAGUGAAGCUUUAUGGGAUGAAUUAUCAUCCUGAGAGAGAUCUCUUUGGGCACAAAGUUCCAUUAAAAUCCUUUAAGUGUGAGAAUAGAUAACUUUAGGGCCCAGAAAAGUCCUCUCAUAGAGAUAUAGCAUCAGGAGAUAAAUACAGAUUAGGGGUAGAGCUGUGUGGAGAUACUUGAGAAAAUAGUAUCAAAGUUUAGCAUCAUCCUACAGUGACGUGUCUCUGCCUUCUGAGUUACUCUGUGCUGGGCCAAAUGUAGGGCUUGUUUCAGAUCAGAAUUUGGUUAAAGGUCAUGCAUGUCCCUGUUUCUGCAUUUUCUAAGCAUCAGAGCAACCCAUGAUGCCCCACUGGCAUGCACCCUACUUGUAAAGAAGAUAGAUUGCUAAGGGCUACACAUGACAAUUUCUCCAUGCUCUUUCUGGAGCUGAUUGCUCUAAGGCUCUUGUCACGUGUAUUUUCUCUAUGUCACACAGGCAACCCAUCAUAUUUCAUUCAAUACCUAUCCAUCUCUAAUCUAUUCCUGGUGUGAUUCUGCAUCUUUUUAUUAGAGCAGAGAAAAAAGCUAACCAACACGGUUAACUCACCCCCAAAAAAGACAAUUGGCAAACAAGAAAAGCAAGUGUUUAAUAUCUUCAGAAUUGUAAUUGCAACAAAAGAAAUUUUUAAAAAUCUGAAUUUAGGGUACCCCAAUAUUCUUUCUUCAUCCUAUUGGGUCUCUCUAUUGGAUAGAUAUCGCGCUCUAUAUGUCAUGUCAUAUAAUUGGGGAAUCACAUAGCCAUUGGAGCUCAUUACGUUGUAUCACUGGUAUCAACAGUUUUUUGUUGUUGAAAUGUAUACAAGGUCUACUGAUAAGACAGAGGAGAGGAGAGCCACUAAUCCCAAAUCGAUGUUAGUACUCCACAGUAACUACCCAGCAUUCGAAUAGGCUCCUCACUGACAGGCAGUUCCUGACAAAACUAUCAUAAAAAAAAAUAAGAAAAUUCACGCUCCUAAAUUAGGAUUCCUACCACAAAAAUGAAGAAUAAAAUAGAAACCACAGUGCGAGGUACCCCAAACAAGUAUAAACGGGGCCCUCCACAUGAGCUGACUUUCACCUAUCUUCCAUAUCACUAUCUACCCUCAAUUGGCUCCUUUCAUGCAUGCCUUUCUAAGGUGCUUGAUUCUAAAAUAUGCCACGUGGUUUAGAAAAGACUGACUUCAGCUGAUGAUAAACAUUCCCAUAAACUCAACCAGGGACCAAAAGUCAUGGUUCCCUAGAAGGAGUUUUUCUGUAAUGACAGUAUGCUGCAGUAAUUAGAGAGUCAGCAUUGGAGUCGAUAAAACCUGGAUUCAACUCCUUCUUGAAAUAUAUGCUAACUCUGCGACCAUGGAAAAAUCAUGUAAGCCCUUAGCGCCGCUUGGCCAUUCUCUAGGGCCAUAAAUGGCAAACACAGCUACAAACCCACACUGGUCAAGGGCUGAUAAUUUCCACAAUGAGGCAAUUGAGUGGCCUCAUAGAAAGAGUACUUGAAGUUUGAAUAUUCUCUCAGACACUACCUAGCUAGCUGUAUGACCCAGAGCAAGUCCCUUAGCUUUUCUGAGCCUCAUUUUCCUCAUCCAUAUAAUUAAGGAAUUGGACUUCAUGGUCCAUAAGGUCCUCCUCCUAGCUCUAAAUCUAUGAUCCUCCAAAAUUACAAAAAAGGCACGCGUGUGCACGCACACACACACACACACACACACACACACACACACACACACACACCAAUCCAUAGGCAUACACACAUGGAUUAGAGUCCCCAGAAUAAAUCAUUGAUACCUGAAUGGAAGAGGGAGAAGACUAGGGGAGGAGAGGGAAGAAUGAUAACCUAGACACAUGACUUAAUGAUUAUAGGGAACUCCCUCCAUUAAUUCAACAACAACUUAGUUAUAACGUAGAGUCUUAGAGGACUACCUGAAACACUAGGAAAUAGUCACAAAGUCACAAAGCUAGUAUAUAUUCCAGGCAGGACUUGAACUCAUAACAUCCUGACACCUUUCUAACCUUCUAACUAGACCAUACUGAGUCCUCUGUGUCCAUAUAUUUGGGGUUAUAUAUAUAUAUACAUAUAUGUGUGUGUACUUUUUCUGUAGGCUAUACAACUAUACAUUCUCUUCUUGCUCUUUCACCCUAUUCUUUUGGGCCUCAUGAGUGAAAUCUGAUUACCUCUAUCCACAUAGUUAAGGAAGCAUUAAAUGCAAUAGUGGGUUAUUUGUUUUUACCCCACAGAAUAUUGGAUCCCUCACAGAUUCAAUUUAUUGGGGGAAAGUAUUUAGAUGAUUGACUAAUCCUUACAUGAGCAGUAGGUCUCUUCCAAAAGUUACAGGAGAAAUAAAAAUAGCUAGCAUUCAUAUACCACUUUAAUGCUUGCAAAGCACUUUAUAAAUAUGAUCUCAUUUGAUCUUCUCAACAACCCUGAAAGAUAGGUACUAUUAACUCCAUUUUACAGAUGGGGAAACUGAGGUUAAAUGGCAUGCCCAGGGUCACAAAACUAAUGGAUGUCUGAAGGUGGAUUUGAAGUCAGAUCUUCCUGAUUCUGGGUUCAGUGCUCUCUCCACAAUGCCACCUAGAUGCCCCUCAGAAACUUCAUGCUUUGGAUCCCCCUUGAUUACCACUUAUUAAUUCACUCAAACUCCCAUCUCUCAUUCAAGGUUGUAGAUUUAAAAGUAGAAGAGACCUUGGAAGCCAGUAAUUCAAUCCCCUCAUUUUUCACCUAAGGAAACUGAGGUCCAGGAUUAUAAAGUGAAUUACCAAAGGCCACUGAGGUGAUGCAAUAGAGGUGGUACUUGAACCAACAGUCUCUGACUCCACAACCAAGGCUCUUUCCAUUGUCUCACCAACUCACUAUUGGAAACUAGCCCAGGCAACCUCCUACCUCUUAUUGCUGUGGGUUCUUCCCUUCUCCUAUUUAUAUGUUCUUCCUUCACCUUAGCCCCCUCUCUACACAAGAGCUUCCUAGAGUGAUGUCCCAGGGUCCUGAUUUUGCUCUCUGGUUCAGAAGAGGACCCUCACGUGCAUGCUUGCUGUAUAUCCCAUCUUCUAAAUGUUGAAAAGUGGAUGGGAAAAAGGAGAUUCAUGCAUCAAAACUGAAAUGGAGUCUGCAAUAAGAAAUAUAGUAACUAGAUCCUUAGAGAGGAAAAACGAGAGUUCUGAAUCUAAUCCCCUUUAAUCUACCUGUCUAUGUAUGCAUCUGUCUGCCUGUGAAUCUUUGUAUGUUUCCCAUUGCCCCUACAGCUUGCAUAGGCUGUAAAAUACAGCAUACACAAUACUCUCUACACACUCAUAUUUCCAUCUUACUGCCACUAAUGGCAGUUGUAAUUGUACAGAACAGGGACAGCCAUCAUCAAGACAUUUCAGAGAAGUACAGUAGGCAUGCCUAUGAUUUUAUAGACAAGCAUGUAUAUUUAGGCCAUCUCCAUCAAGUCCUGUGUUCACUAUUAUGAUCACCACAUUAUACAGCCUAAGGAGAAUAGCUAUAUGAUGACUAGCCUCAAUUCCAUAAAGAUCCAGUUUUAGCUACUCCUUAUUUCUCAUUGAAUUUGCUCAAUAGCCAUUCUUUGGCACGUGGGGGUGGGAGGGUGGGAGGGGAGAAUGAUAUAUAUAUAUAUAUAUUGCUACUUUAGAAACAAAAAGUGUUCUGUCAUAGCAAUCGGGUAGGGAAGUAUUUUCAUAGAGAAUAAUAUUGAGCCAUCAAAUAUAUAUCUUUGCAUCUGGCUGCUCUUGUCAAAGCAGCUGUUCAUUAACUAAAGUAGAAAGUGGAUUGAACCAAUGCAUUGAUUGAUUAGAAAACCUGAACAGAUUUCGGGAAAACUAAGAAAUUGCCUUUUAUUACAUGGCUGAUUGAUUGUAAGUCGACAAAAAUCGAUAGAAUUUUCAUUUCUAUGCUCUAAGCCUAUUCCUGACCAGUGAGCAGCUAAGGAAACUGUCGGCCCAGCUCUUCUCAUGACUAAGCCAAAGAGAGCUUUGACAUAUGCGUGAGAUCCUAUUUUUUCAGAAAUCACAAAGAAAAUGAUGAAUGUGUUGAAUAAAAUGCUUUCACUGAACACUGGGGGCAGUUGGUAUUUCAUUUAGUCUGCAUGCCCUGUGUGCAUGAAUUUCUCCUACAAAUGCCCAGGAGGGCCAACCAUGCAUGAAAUAGGAGAAAUUACCUGCUCAAGGUUUGGCAUCUCAUUCUUGCUACGUGUGUGCAACUUUGAUUUAACUUGUUGUUUUCAUAGGCUCAACUCAAAGGUCAAGCAGUAGUAACCUCAGAGGACACUUAGUCUAUCACUAUAAUUUCAGGGCAGGACCACUCCUAAAUCAAGCCAAGCCAAGCCAAGCCAGCCAUAUAUAUCCUUUUCAAAAAGAUUCCCAGCAAGAAAAUUCUACAGUCUCUCCCAUUCUGGGGCCAGAACCUAAAUUCUUCAUGCCACAACUCAAGUCUCUUUGCCCUUUAUUCUGUCUUGAGAAAUGAUGAAGAAUAGUGAGACCAUUUUCUAUCAUUGCCCUUAAUGAAUUUUUAAGUCAAAACUAUAUCACUCUUCAUCCUCCCUUCCUUCAUAUUUAAUCUUCCUAGUUUCUUUAGCCUUUAUUCCUGAGCCUAGAUCUAGGACAAAGAAAUUAGGUACCUGAUUCAAAGUUUGAAAAUUACUCACAACCACCUCCAUACCAUGUGAGCUGUCCCUAUUGAGUAUUCAACUUAUCACAAAAUAAAUGGAUAUAAGCAUUAGAGAAUAGAAUGGUGAAGAGGUGGACUUUUAAAUGUUUUAAUUCAAACAUUUUUAAAUGCACCUCAUUGCACAUUAACUGUCCAUUUUUCCUAAUUAACCCUGGCUCCAUCUAGACCUUUUUCUUUUUUUAUCAUUUUAUAGUUUUUCUUAGACUUUUCAGAAUCUUCCAUGCUUCAGGAUUUACCCAUUGUUUCAGAAAAUUGCACUCUAUUCCUAUUAUUGCUAUUAUAGUGCUCAGCACAGUGGGGUCUUGCAUGUAGAGCUGAAUAAAUGUCUGUGAAAUUGAAUUGAAGUGAUUGAAUUGAAUUGUGCUGAAAUUUCCUUAAAACAAAAUUCAAUACAAGGUGGGGCAUGUUGAGCCUCAUUUGAUAAAAUUCAAUUAGGAAAAUACCAAAAUAACUUUGUCAUGCUCCAAAUAUAGGAGGUGUUUGAUAAACAUUUGUUGACUUGAUUUUCUGGUUCCAUGGCAUUAACUCUAACUGUAGCAUGGUAACAAAGCCUAAGAGUAGUCAAAAUAAUAGGAAUUUCCAUUCAUUCAAUUAAUAUUUGUUGAGUUCCUACUAGGCUGAUGAUUACAUGCAUAUGAAACCUUAUAAGUCAGAGGAUGCAGUGAAAGAAGGCUGGAACCAUUUGGGGACCCCACAAGAUGCUUCAGGGGCAUUUCAGCUUUGCCAUUUCAACAAGCAAGAAAACAAAGAUGACUGUUUGCAUUAAAUCUUAUCACUUUUUUAAUAUAAUCUGUUGUUUUCAUAGAUUCAACUCAAAUGUCAGACAACUGUAAACUCAGAGGGCAUCUAGUCCAUCACUAUAAUUUCAGGGCAUUAAUUUCAGAGUGUUCAUGAUGCCACUAUUGUGGUUGGGUUGAUAUGAAUCAUAUGCUGGUUGAUGAGGGUGAGGUCAUGAAAAGAAUAGAAAAUGACUCUUGGUUCAACAGAAGAUCAGCAAUUGGUUCUUGUAUCCUGCCACAUUAUUCUUUUUUCAAUUAAAAUGUUGUGACAAAGCUUUACAAUGAAAUUCAAUUUUAAAAAACUACCAACAAAUGUAAAGCAGAAGAUUUUACUUUUAAUGAUGCAAUGAAAAGAGAAUGGGAGGGAAGGAAAAACAAAUCUCCCAACACACUAAUUCUAUAGAUAUUAAGAUAUAAACACAUGUAUAUUGCUAUAUGGAUUUGGGAUUUCCAUAUAGUUUGGAUAAAUCCUAAAUUCUUUCCAUUAUUAGAAGAAAUCAGAGGAAUGCAAAUGCCUUUGAGGUUUUUAAUUAUUUGUAAUAUUGAACUUUAUAUUACUCCAUGAGACAUAGCUGUCUUAAUUGAAGCCAUAAAAAUACCAAUAAUUCAAAUAUUCAGGUGUUUUGAAUGUAGGUGUUCAAUUAAAUAAUCUAUCAGUUACUUGUUUCAUAGUAAAUGUUGUAAACUAAGAUAUGUCUUUUCUGUUGUUUUUUAAUGCUUUUAACUACAGUAUAACGGCAAUUAAAACAUAUCCCAUUUUUGGAGAACUCUAUAUGAAAAUCAACUUACAAAAUAGAAAAAAUCAGAGAUGAUUCUUCACUUUACCAAAGCAUUUUUAAUUGUUACAAAAGAAACCAUUGCCCAGUUCCUUUAAAUCACACAUUCUCUUAAAGGUUUUGAGAUUUUUCAAUUAAAAAAAUUCAACUUAAUCCAUGAUCUUUCAAGCAAGGUAUAAGAGUAUGAGUAAAGGAAUGGGCAAAUUACCAAACAUAGAGAAACAUGUGAAAAGAUCUAUGUUUACAUCAGCAGGAGUCUCCUUUCCACUGAUGUAGAUCAUACCCCUUCCAUGCCUUAGAGGUGUUCUUUCUGAGCUACUGUUGCCAACGUAAUAAUCGUUGUUAUUAUUACCUGGUAACCAGUGCUUUGGUGAUGAACCUCUCCAAUCUUAACUAAACAGGUCCUACAACCAUAGAAAGAGGAUCCAUCACCCAGACCAUACUUAAAGCCUUUCCAGUUUGGUAAAGAAACUGUCAAAUCUUAUGUCCUCUGGCAUGGUCUUCAAGAACCCAGGGUUCACCUUCAUGCCAUGAUGAGGCAUCAGAUUGAAAUUUUUGCCAAGGAAAUUUAAAGUAAUAAAUCUAUCCAUAUAUUGAUGUAGUUUAAGUCUAAAAAGUUCCUUUAUAUAAAAUGGCAAAUAGUCAUUUUGAUUUAUCACUGUCUCUUGGUGUCUAAUAUUAGUUGGGUAUUGUCUAGGUGGCAUAAUGGGUAAAGUACAGGACUUGGAAUCAGGAAGGCCUGAGUUUGAACCGACACAGACAUUUACAAGCUAUGUGAUCCUGGGCAAGGCACUUAAAUUCUCUCAGCUUCAGUUUUCUCAUCUAUGGAAUGGGGAUAAUAAUUGCUUCUACCUCACAAGGUAGCUGUGAGGAUCAAAUUAUAUAUAAAUAUAUUCACUCACACACUUAGGUAUAAUUAAAUCUUUGCAAACCUCCAAAAAUACUAUAUAAAUAUUAACUCUUAUUUAUGGACCUUACUUAUGAGUACAUGAUUACAAGCUGAUUUCUAAGAAAAUAUACUACUGACAUCCCCCUAAAUGCCAGGUGUGUGAUGAAUUGUACUGGAUAUGAUUAAUUAUGAGUGAUAGAAUAUUAAAGUUUAGACUAUCCUCCCACUCAUCCCAGACACAUGAACCCCCAUAUUAUCCCAACAAAGAAAAAAAGUAUUUUGUGUUAACCAAAAAUACCCAUUUCACAGAACAAAGAAUUUGAAUUGGAGGGUAUUUCAGCCAUGAACUAUUCUAGUCCAAUGAAUAGCCCAAAGGAAUGCCCACUCUGUAAUAUACCCAAUAAGUGAUCAUGCAGCCUCCACAUUAAAAGCUCCGAAGAGAGGGAAGUCACCACCUGUCUAGUCUAGACAGCCCAUUCCACUUUUGGACAGUGUGAAUUGUUAGCAAGUUUUUCCUAAAUUUGAAUCUUUUCUUCUUCCACAUAUUAUUCCUGGUUCUGACCUCUGAGGCCAAUAAAAACCUACCUCAUCACAUCUUUUUUAUGUAAUUCUUUAGUAACAAUCCCCGUAUAAAUUGGCCUCAUUUUCCAGAAUUCUCUACCACAACUCAGUAUGGAAAUCUUCCAUAAGACCAGAGGUAAAUGUGACUAAAUAGUUACCUUCCUUUUUGAAUGUUUAUAUUAAUUGAGGAGUUGGUUGAAUUUAAAAGGUAAGAAGAGGGAGAUGAGGAAUAUUUCAACCAACAAUUUUUCUCUAUUGAGAGCUAUCUUAUGGCAUGAAGAACAGUUCUGUCUUAAACAGGUAAACCCUUCAAUUAUUAGUAUCCGUCUCCUAACUAGACCCUGCAAACAAGCCUAAGAUAGGUAUGUAUGGCUGAUUAUCACUCCCGCUACUAGACAUUAAAGCUUUAGGCUCAAACUACUUUGUUUCUUAAAGCAGCCAAACCCAUCAAAUAGUCACCAAAAACAAAGCAAAAAGUACCUUCCUGCUUAACAGAUUUCCUUAAAUGUAAGCAAGGUAGUAGGAUGCUACCAUUGCUCUGUGGAGAAAGUACAAAUUAAUAAAUAUUUAUAAAUUGAAAAAAAUUAGGAAGGAAGGAAGGAAGGAAGGAAGGAAGGAAGGAAGGAAGGAAGGAAGGAAGGAAGGAAGGAAGGAAGGAAGGAAGGAAGGAAGGAAGGAAGGAAGGAAGGAAGGAAGGAAGGAAGGAAGGAAGGAUUUCCAACAAUGAUCCAGAUCUGGAAGGGAGAUGUCUUCUAGAUCUGUCAUUUUACAAACAUGAGGAAACUCUUGAUGUGAAAAUACCCUUCAUUGACGCAGAUGAGCAACUUGACCAUAACUUAAUGUCUUAAACAUUUGCCUGGAGACUGAGAAGUUUACUGUGUUGUCCCUGGUCUCACAAUAUGUGUCAGAAGCAAGACUUGAUCCCAAGUCUUCCUGACUCCAUAGCUGGCCCUCUAGCCUCUGCAUCAUAAUGCUUGGAUUUAUUGGCCUGUUGAUUGGCUAGCUUAGGGUACAUUAGGAAUAACAAGUUGCCAUUUUUAUAAAGGUCCUUUUUACAAUUCUUCAUGUUUAAUUUCUCUGCUUUUAUUUUUUAAAAGUUUUGAUCUGUCUUUUCCCUCAAGUGACAGUUCUUGUCAUUGGUCCGUUGAUGUAAUUAAUUUGAUGCAGUCCUUAAUUUAUGUUCCUUGCCUACAUGUUAGCAUUGAUCAUUAUUCACUGGAAGAUAAUCUGUCAAAAUCACUGUAUUUGUUCUCUACAAAUAUGAAUCUGUACAUAGGAUGAAAGCUAUACUCAUUUGUAUAUAAGCCACUUGAAAUACUGUGUUUCUGUCCCAUGUUUCACUCUAAUACAGGGAAUUUCACUGUGUUCCUGUUACAUUUUUCACACUAAUGUAUCACCCACCUGUGUGUUACUACUCCUGAUUCAUAUACAGGCCACUUUAUGCAACUAAGUCUUCUAAAUGUGAAAUAAUAAUAAUAAAAAUACUAAAGUGA